CAUAUGUCGCAUGUGCCAUUGGCCAGUACGGCGAGGCUCUAGCACCGCCGCAGACGUAGCUCCGUAGAAGGCGUCGCCGCCGUCUUGCAAGCACGGCGCUGCCAAAGCUGCAUAUGCGAUAGGCUGCCCCGGUGAGCCGACACUGCCAGCAUGCUCGACGAUGCGGUACACGUCCUCAAUGGAGCGCAUGAGAGGAAGAAAGUGGAUCCCCAGGAAGUGGACGCGCCAGCGGAGCACUACGUGCGGCUGUUCUGGUUCACGCUCGCCUUCGGCAUCGGCGACGCGGCCCUCUUCGCGGUCGCCACGGCGUACCUUAGCUACGCGGCGCUCAACGUGGACCUGCUGCUCAUGGGUCCCUGCCUGAGCGUGUUUAUGCUGUACACCUUCGGCACCCUGGACUCGGAGGUCCACGGCCCGCGGGCCAUCGGUCUCUGGGCCGCGCUGUGGCUCGUCCAGACGGUCAUUAUGGUCGUGAGCUACGCCGUUCGUGGCGAGGCAUGGGCGCAGAUCGCCUUCUGGGCGUUCUUCUUCCUGCUCAGCGCCACGGCGUUUGGGUGGCUCAUGCACAUGCUGCGCGAGGAGCUGCGGGCGCGGCACCGCGGCGCCCGGCUCGCGGUGGCGCGCGCGCUGACGGAGCGGCUCGUCAAGGUCGUGGGCCUCCAGAUCGGCCUGCUUGUCGUCGGCGUCGUCCAGGGCGUCGCGAAAAGAGACUACCCGCGCGUCUACGCGACCGCGUGCUUCUCGCUGUCGCUGCUGAUGGCGUGGUUCUUCGCGGUCGCCAUCGACGAGGUCGCGGAGGUGGACGUACAUGCUGCCGCGGCGCGCAUGCGACUGCGGCCCAUUGAAGCCGCCGCGCUAUUUUUUUCUGGUUGUGUCGUUCUCUCGGGCCUAGGCCUGUACGUGAUCUCGGAGCAGUCGAGCCCGCGGCGAGGCAUCGCCCAGGCUGCAGGCAAUGCGCUAUUUCUCUCGAUCAUCCUCGCAUACUGCUGCAUCAUACGGAUCGUGUGGGUCGCCCGGCGGAAGCGCCGGUCAAAAGUCAGCGAUGACGACCCGCCGGCAUAA
Pelagomonas calceolata is the source of this 1062-nucleotide messenger RNA. Lineage: Eukaryota; Pelagophyceae; Pelagomonadales; Pelagomonadaceae. The record is from the annotation of a GenBank genome assembly.